Xyrauchen texanus (razorback sucker) is the source of this 5455-nucleotide messenger RNA. RefSeq names its product coiled-coil domain-containing protein 141-like. The record is from RefSeq and is a predicted model, not a curated record. Lineage: Eukaryota; Metazoa; Chordata; Actinopteri; Cypriniformes; Catostomidae.
UGCAGCCUGCAAGUCCCAGUAAUGCUGAAAGACCUUUCUUGAGUGUUUGCAAGAAGUUUACCUGCAGGGCAAGUGAAGAUUUGGUUUGGAUGUGGACACUGUAGAGACUUUACUUUGUUUGGGUUUAGCUGCUUGCUGGGACGUUGAGAGUUGAGAGGGAAAGAUCUUGAUUACAGCAAGAACCCAUCUCGAGCUUUGUUUUGAAAUUUCUGAUUAUUGGACGUGUGGACGCGGAGGACAAUGUCCACAAUGUCCAGUGAAGGUGAUGCUGGAGGUCAUACUUCCACAACAACAAUCAGCACUGUGGCCAUAGAGGCUGGGGACUCUCAGAUUGUUGUAGCAGUGCUCAAGUGUGGGGAACUGAUGCAGCUGCAACUAACAGAAGCGCAACCCAACCUCCUGGAGAUCGGAAACAACCUGGAUGAGACCAAAAAGCUUCUUGAUGAACACGAGCAGCUUCUUACUAAACUAAAGAAAAAUGAAGGAGGUGUGUGGGCUUUGCUGGAGGAGGCUGAUAAAACAGCAGAAGAGAAGAAGGGAGAGGAGCUGGUGUAUGAGGCCAUGGCUGUCUCUCUCAGCAAGGCUUGGAAGAUUCUAGUGACCCACCUGGAGAAGAGGAGAUCUCUCCUGAUUUUGGCUUGCCAUUUCUUUGAGUGUGCUCUGGAGUUUGCCAUGAAAAUCGAUGAAGCUGAGGACUUUCAGAGUGCUGGGCAGGAGCUGACCUCUGCAGACGGCAGAAAUGAAAUACUUCAGACACACACCACUAUUAGAAGAGGGAUGUUGGAGAAGUCAAUGCUGGUAUUGAAUAAAAGUCGUGAGUUGCUGGAGUUUUUGAAGGAUUUCCAAUCUGAGCAGGCCCUGCAAUAUGGCAGAGCUCCUCAAUGGGCCUGGAACAGCUGUGGAAAGGUUGAGGGUUUAAUGGAGAUUCUGCAGGACAGACGCAGGCAAGUGGACCUCUGCAUGAGACGACAACAGCAUGAGCUGGAAAUGAUCCACCACAUAUGCCAAUGGGAGCAACAGGAACAGGAAGUAACACAAUGGUUUAAGGAAAAUACUGGUUUGUUCUUGGAAAGCAAUCAGCUGGGUUCAUCACUUUUGGAAAAUGAAGAUUUACUGCAAGAAUAUAAAGAGUUUGAAUUGAAAGCCAAGGACUGGGGUGUACUGGUUGAGAGGUUACUACAUCAGGCUGCUGAGCUGCUGUCCUCAAAUGACUGCACGGAGAUUCAGCACUUGUCUGAGAAGAGUGAGAAACUCAAAGCCAUGCAUGAGCAGUUCUGGAGAGUGAUGAUGAAUCGGCUGGCUCAUCUACAGGAGAGCAAUGGCUUUUACAGCAGUGCUAAUAAAGCAUUUGAGGUGCUGGGUACCAUAGAAAUUGCUAUUAAAGACCUGAAGGCUCAACCUCUGUCGUUACCUGAGCUAGCAAAGAAACAUAAAGCAAUUUCACACAGUAUAAAAGAGGCUUCCGUUGAGCCUCUUCAGAGAGGUCAGCUGUUACUUCAGAAGCUCAACCCGCAAAGUGUCCACGUCGGAGGGCUGCAAAGGAUGCUCAGAUACAUCAAAGAGAGGGUAGAGGUGCUGAGUCGCGAGUGCCACGCCCACAGUGAUCUCACAGGCAAAAAACAGCAACUGUUGACUGCAUUUGAAGAACUGGUGGAUAAGGUCUCUGCCUGGAUUAAGAGCAGCAACAGUGUCCUCUCUGCUAGCAUAGAGCCUGGUUCAACUUUAAUGGACGCCGAGGACACACUUAACAAACAUGUUGAGCUCCUUACACAGUCUCAGGAUGUCAUGAGGGAAUCAGAGGCUGUAGCUCGUUUUAUAAAGGAGAUGCGGGGGCUGGAAACCUCAGAGACGGUCGAGUUGUCUAACAAAGCCUUGCUUCUGGCAGAAGAGAUGAAAACAUUGGUCAGGGACAUUUCAGCGCAUGUGGAGAUCCUCAGACCCUUUGUGGACUUCUUACGCUCUACUGAUGAGGUUGAAGAGCACAUAAGGACAUUGCAGGAAUGCUACAAGAACAGGCCAGAAGAAGAGGAGGAGAAUGAAGGAGCAGGUGCACCCAUGAAGGAAAUAUUGGAUGCUAAGUGGCAGUCUCUUCUGCAGAGUUUUUUCACCAUGCAGGACCUCGGCAACAAUUUCAUCAACUCCUCUAACAUGGUCAGUGACAACGUAAAUCUGAAUAUUAAAGCAGCAGGACAUGUUGUGGAAAAACAAAUGGAGACUCUGGCCAAGAAAAAAUCGGAGCUCUCAGAGUUGUGGACGUCUUGGCAACUUCAUUAUGGUGAGAUAAAAUCUGUGAAGAAGCAGUGGAAAAAAUUCAAGGAUCAACUCAAAAAGGUUCUUCAUGACUUAAGAGCAAUGGAUGAGAUCUUUGCUCCAGCAUCAAAAGUUGAUUUGGGUGGAGAUCCUCAGUCUGUGUCAAAGCUACAGGAGAACUUCAACUCUGGAAAGCCACAGUUCCUACAACUGAAUGCAGAGGUGGAAUUCCUGGUUAAGACUUCCGAGCUGCUUGCCUUGAAAGGUAUACCAGUCAAAGAGAAGAAUGAGAGAGUUUCUGAGCUUCUUCAGCUGCAUCAGCGUUUCAGAGAUAAAAUCAGAGAGUAUGAAACUGUUCUCAGCAUGGCCGUCAAAUUCCAUCAGCUUUAUCAAGAGCUGGAUAACUUUUUAAAGACAGAACCUGUGGCCGUGUUCAGUAACAGCAGCCAGGCCAGGUGUCAGCUGACCCAGCACCAUGAGAGGCAGAGGCACAUGCGGCAUCUGUACAAACUCGCCCUCUCCCUGGGUGCAGACAUCACCUGCACUGUGCAGCAGUCGCGUGUGCUGGUGUUGUCAGUGCAACGGCUACAGGAGAAGCUGGAAAAGUUGGAGAGAGGAAGUGCUAACUGGGUUGCUGAGGCCAACAAGUGUGAAGAGAGUUUGAUGAGCAACGUCCACUGCUGCAUCUAUCAGGAAGAGAUCAGUGAGCUGAGAGAGUCCUUUAAAGACCUUAAGAAGAAAUUCAACAAUUUGAAAUUCAACUACAUGAAGAAAAAUGAGAAGUUGAGAAACUUAAAGGCUGUGAAAAAUCAGAUCCAGCAAAUUGAGAUAUACAUAGAAAAGCUACAGGUUUUAAAGAAGAAGGUACAAGUCUUCACUCUAAAGGUAUCUAAUAGCAGUGAGAAGCAUUUAAUUGGCAACAACCUUAGAGAGAUUGAGGAUGCCUUAAAUGAGCUCCAGAGACAGGUGGGUGACUUUGACAGGACGGUGGAGGAGUACAAACAGUCCCUGGAUAUGAAUAUCAAACUACAGCAAGCCUUAGAGGAGUAUCAGUUCUGGUGUGAUGAGGCAAGCUCCACAAUUGUACGUGUGGGUAAAUAUUCCUCUCAAUGUAAGACUAAGGAAGCAGUGAGCGCUCUCUACAAACAGUUUGAAAAGUUUGUGUGGCCCACAAUCCCACAGCAAGAGGAGAGAAUCAGCCAGAUCACUGAGCUGGCAGUGCGAUUACAUGGUGCAGAUGAAGGGAAAAAAUAUAUGGAAAAAACAGUCAACAAACACCAUGAAAUUGUGGAAUCAAUAAAAGAACUGUCAAAUGGACUGCUGGAUCUUGAGGCCAAACUACAGUUAGAGACCUUUAAACAUCCUCUGACACCUGAAGAAAACAACAAACGGGACACUAUUGAUACUCCUGAGCAAAAGGAAAGUGGACACACCCCUGAGAUGACAGGUCCACACUGUACUAAAGAGUUACCUAUUAACAAGUGUCCAGAAAACAAGAAAACUCAACUUCACAAGACACAAAGCCAAGAUUUGCCUGACAAACCUCUUCCAGAGCAUCAUAAGAUGCUAUCAGAGACCAGACUGUGCACCCAGGAGGUCUAUUCCAAGACCAGCAAGGUGGAGACCAUCUCAAAAAAGUCUACUACAGAAAGAAGAGAAGAGAUGCACACCUCCUUCAUUCACACCCACAUUGUUAAUGUGAGCCAUUCCCCUGCGGAGCGAGAAAGGAGGAGUCACAUUCUAAAGCAAGCCAGGAGGGACUCCCGAGAAACUCCUCCACCUCCACCACCACCUCCACGAGAUCCAUCACGCAUCACAGAUAUCCAAGUGCAGUUUCAGGGUGCAGAGAAACAGUAUUCUGAGAAGACCAACUUGGAGCACAAGUAUCAGGGCUUUAGUAGACCUCAUCCACCCUCAGAUUUCAAGGCCGCAGCUCAUCAUUCUGUAGAGGAGGAGUUUUUGACACAUGGAACACCAGAGCCAGCAGCUCCAGUACCUGAAGGUGACUUCCACCCAGACCAUCUCACUGAGGAAUCACUCUCCAAUGACGAAUACGAAUGCACCUCGCCUGAUGACAUUUCCCUGCCUCCAUUAUCCGAGACCCCAGAAUCCAACAUUUUACAGUCCGAAAAUGACCUGGAUGAUGGCUACUGCGCAAGCUCUCACAGCCUCCAUGUUAACCAGCACAGCCACCAGUCCCACUCCCAGCAUGGGGACACCCUACACCCGAGGCGGGACUGGACAUCUAGCCAGGCUGAGAGCUACCCCUCUCCCACCACUGGUCUGGGGGCCAGGUUCAGAGCAGAGUCUUCCUCCUUUGUUCAAAGUCCCCUAACAGUGCCUGCCCCCAGUCUUGUGUCCAACACCCUCUCCAGUAUCCUAAAGAGCAAAUCUGCCCACCCACCACCAGGCAGUCUUACCGAAUGCAGUGAAACCCUUUACUCAGUGCAUGAAAUUCGUACUGAGAUACAGGAGACUGUGCAUGAUUCCAGUCAGGGCCAGGGCCCCAGUGCUCCGGCCCAUAACACGCAUGCUACCCCAACCCCAUUAACCACAGAGCAGGACUCAGAUGUGUGCAAGCCCACAGCCACCCGAGAGGAGAUCAAGCGGGCAUCUUCCAAAAAGUUUAUGGGCAACCUGGCAGCUGGCCCAGGCCCUAACUUCUCCAAACCCUUGGCUAAUGUCACAGUAAUGGAGGGCUCUCCGGUGACCCUGGAGGUGGAAGUCACUGGAUGCCCUGAGCCUACUUUAACCUGGUUCAAGAAUGGACACAAACUGGCCAAUGAUCAGCACAUAGAACUGUCCCAUAAAGAAGGCAAACAUGCGUUGUUCAUUCAGAGUGCUGCAGUGAGAGACUCUGGACAGUAUGUGGUCACUGCCUCUAACUCAGCUGUCACAGUUUCCACUAGUUCCAUGCUACAGGUCAAAGUGCAUGGGACUGCUGAACACUUCCUCUCCAGAAUGGAGAAGCUAAAUGUAUUAGAGGAAGAAGACAUGAACGCACAUUUCACUCAUCCUGAAGUGCAUUGCCAGAGAGAUACUGAGGUUGCAGAAAGUGGUGCGAGCCAAAGUCUGAAACACAAUGAUCUGUCAGUUUCAUCCAUAAUAAGUGUUAACACAUCAGAUUUUGGAGUGUGCAUGACUCAGAUGACAUGAAGGAGAUGAGAGUUCUGCCUGGGAUAAUUAUUAGAGGCAAUCAGAGGUG